This is a messenger RNA of Pelmatolapia mariae (spotted tilapia), 7347 nucleotides long. RefSeq names its product suppressor of cytokine signaling 5b (gene socs5b). The record is from RefSeq and is a predicted model, not a curated record. Gene Ontology annotation, biological process: phosphatidylinositol phosphate biosynthetic process; intracellular signal transduction. NCBI's taxonomy places the organism in Eukaryota, Metazoa, Chordata, Actinopteri, Cichliformes, Cichlidae. Gene Ontology annotation, cellular component: phosphatidylinositol 3-kinase complex. The transcript has 2 exons. Gene Ontology annotation, molecular function: 1-phosphatidylinositol-3-kinase regulator activity. Bases 381 to 2066 code for a protein of 561 amino acids.
UGGACCGAGCCCUUGUCAGUCGGGAUCCCUCACGUUGAGCACAGUCCGCCUCUCCGACUCUGUGUCUGCUCAGACUACCGUCAUAUUGGUUGCUAGAAGCAGCAACGACCACGGCAGAAAAGAAGACCCCCACCAUGAUGAAGAACGGGCUUCCACGGCGCUUAACGCACGAUUUAGUUUUUUAAAUACAUUUUACAUUAAUAAAUUAAAUAGUCGGGAUGAUACCGUCAAGUAUUCGUGUACCUUCAGUGGUUUCAGCCGACACCGUGGUCCGCAAGGGGGAUAUAUGCCUGAGUUCUCUUAAUAGCCAUUUUUUGCAGACAAAGAGAGCUGUUGAAUAGAGCUUUCAGGAGACACACGGGUCCCAGGGGCUCCUAUUAAUGAAGAAAGUGGGCAUCAUGUGGAGCAAUCUGAAGAGCAGAUGCCAGACACUCUUCCACAACAACAGUUCAGGACCCCAUGAAAGCAGGAUUGAGGCAGACACUGUCCACUGUGUGGUGGAUAUCGGUCAAGGAGGCAGCUCAGGUGGGGCACAGGCAUCAGGAGCCUCCAGCCCGUCACGAAGCCUCCUACCAGUGGUAACAGCAGGGCGCCGUCAUCAUAAUUGUGUGUCGGACAUACCUCAGAUUGUAGAGAUUACUAUUGACAAGGACGCUGAAGAUGUGCGGGGUGGGUCCGGGGGUGUUCCCUUGGCUCGCAGAGACUCCUACUCCCGUCAUGCCCCGUGGGGGGGCAAGAAAAAACACUCAUGCUCCACCAAAACCCAAAGCUCUUUGGAGGCAGAUAGGCGGUCUGGCCGCUUACGUGGGAGUGGGAACCGUAGGGACAGGCGCUAUGGGGUCAGCUCUAUCCAGGAGACAAAUGACUCUGUAUCAGUAGGACGCAGUCUGAAUGGUCGGUCUCUGCGCCAGCGGCUAAGUGAUACAGUUGGGUUGUGCUUACCCCUGCCUGCUCGCAGGUGCUCACGUUCCUCUAAGAACGCCGUCACCUCCAAACGUAAGAUUCACCUCACAGAGCUCAUGUUGGAGACCUGUCCCUUUCCACCAGGCUCAGACCUUGCUCACAAAUGGCACUUGAUCAAACAGCACACAGCACCAGUCAGCCCGCAUUCCUCUACUGCCCUUCUGGAUGCUUUUGACCCAGCCCACCCCUCUCCCGAGGAUGAGGAAGAACGUCUGCGCGAGCGCCGCAGGCUCAGCAUCGAGGAAGGUGUGGACCCACCACCCAAUGCACAGAUCCACACCCUGGAGGCCUCAGUGCCAGGAUCCUCUCUCUACAAACUGGGACCAAAAAUGGCUCCUGGCAUGGGAGAGGCCUCUGGGGAAGGCCGGGUCACAGGGGCCGGGAGCGCUCUGGCUGCUGCAUCAUCAGGAGCCUGUGGGCAGUUGUUGGGGGCUGCAGCAUCAUCCCAGGACUGUGACUCUGAGGAGGAUUCGACCACCCUUUGUCUGCAGGCCAGGAGGCCCAAGCAGAGGCAUGCUUCAGGGGAUGGUCACCUUAGCCGACAACAACCCGGUCCCUGGAAGGUUCAUACUCAGAUAGACUACAUCCAUUGUCUGGUGCCAGAUCUUUUAGAGAUUACAGCUCUGCCCUGUUACUGGGGCGUAAUGGACCGCUACGAGGCAGAAGCGCUGUUGGAUGGGAGGCCCGAGGGCACCUUCCUACUGCGUGACUCAGCCCAGGAGGACUACCUCUUCUCUGUUAGCUUCCGCCGUUACAAUCGCUCCCUGCACGCACGCAUCGAGCAGUGGAACCACAACUUCAGCUUUGACGCUCAUGAUCCUUGCGUUUUCCACUCUUCCACUGUCACAGGACUGCUGGAGCACUAUAAAGACCCCAGCGCCUGCAUGUUUUUCGAACCUUUGCUUACAGCGCCUCUUCAUCGGACUUUCCCCUUUGGCCUGCAGCACCUGGCACGGGCCGCCAUCUGCCGCUGGACCACUUACGAUGGUAUAGGGUCUCUGCCAUUGCCUCCUGCCCUGCAGGACUUCCUAAAGGAGUAUCACUAUAAACAGAAAGUACGAGUUCGCUGGCUGGAGAGGGAACCGCCACUCAAAGUCAAAUAGGGCGGCUUCUCCAUUGCCUGUUAGACAUGCUGCAGGAGGAAUUCAUGACUUUAGAAAUUCCUCAUUAGCAAAAUGGAAGCUAUACUGAUAUGGCUUUCUUACCGGUGGGGGAUCGAGUUUAAGUGUAACAAGCUAUACAAGAUUCAUUCUAAACUUUGUUUUAGUUAUUACUUACAUCACAAAAGUACAUAUGAUUAUAUUCAGUAUAAUGCUGUCUGGCAAGCACAUGUUUUUGCGUUGAACAGGUUGUUUUGACAGGGAGGGGAGACACAAAUAUCAGUGCUUUGUGUCUUUUUUUUUUUUUCCUUUCUCCUGCUUUGUGCUAAGUGUCUGCCUGAUCCCACAACAUCACCCUGCCUGUAGACCUGCCUGCAUGCCUCCCCCGUUCAUCCUAAAUUGCUAUUUAGGCUUACAUGGCUAUGUUGUACAGCUCACUUUGUGCGCUCUUACUUUUCUUCCUUAGCUUGUCAAAGCACCUAGUGGAGCACCUUUACAAGAGAAGGUGUGUGUGUCUGUGUGUGUGUGUGUGUGUGGGUUGAGAGGGGAUCUGGAGGUGCUAUUUUCGUAUACUGCAGUCAGAGCUUGUCCUAUGGAUAGAGCUACAUAAGUCAUAUUCUUUGCCAUCUCGUUGCGUGCAUCAGUGAAGCCAGAGAUGAAGGAAAACAAGUGAUUUCUAAGGAUUAUGCGUAAGUCCUAAAGGAACAUUAGUUUCUCUUUUAGCAGUAUGGUGAGUGAUGAUUAAUAAACCAGUUGACUCUGUGGCAUUUAGUAAGCAAGCUAAACUUGUCAGCUUUAUUCCACCUGUGUGGCAUUGCUUUGGAAACAUGACAGAUUGUGAGGAAAUCUUGUCAUUGGUGCAGAUGUGAAAGCAGCCUGUCACUUCUUCACUGACCAUAGGCAGUUUUGCAUGUGGACACAUGCACCCAGUUCAGUUCUUCCUGAAAUCGAGGUUAAUAUUUUAUUCCGUUUUAUAGGUGCCUCCUUAAGCUCACGAUCCAUUUGUUGCAUCAGCAAUAUCUGUAUAUUAAAUAUAUACAUAUAAAUAAAAAUUCAAAUAUAAAUAAAUCUCAAUCCAUGAAUUCAACAUAUGUAAUUACAUUUGAAACAUUAGUGCAGCUAGGCCUGGGUUCUUUUGGUUACAAUAAAGAAUCCUAACAAAUGUUUUUCAUAGGAAGUGAGAGCAGCUGUGUAAAGACUAUCUCUUUAAGCAAGUCGAUUUACAGUGUAGUGAGGCAGUAACGAGCCUUGUUCAAGAUUGGGCUGUGUCAUGAGACACUUCAUAUAGUUAUAGAUGAAUGAAGAGGAUUUCAAAAGCUCAGCAAGAAUCUUCUAAAAUAGGAAAGAACAACUCCCAGGAUUAGACUGCAGUGCUACUUUCUCUCUCUGUUCAUUGUCAUAAUUACAGUAUUAAAUGAUGAGAACCCUCAACUCUUGAGAGGCGGGCAUAUCCUCAUUUUAGUUAUCUAGCCUGUCAUUUCCAUAAUGUCUUAUUAAGUGUAACCUGUGUGCCUCAUACAUGUCCAAUAAUAUGUUACUUUAUUUUCCAAACAAGAGUGGGAGGUUCCUCAGCACGAUCCACUCGGCUCUCAUCAAAUAAAACUGAAGAUGGUCAUAAUGAAGAGUUGAAGGAGCAAGAAGCUCAAUAUUUAUUGUGCACAUUAAAGAUUUUAUAAUGGAUAACAUUUUAGUGGUGCUAUGUUGAUUAAGCUUUUGCAGAUUAUUGAAAUAACGGUGUGCAUUAGUCACAUCUGUUCUGACUCUGUGCGCGCAUUAACCGUUCUUUAUUGUUGGGUCCAGAGUCAGUCGUGCUGCUGUAGCAUGUUUCAGUUUAGAUAGCCAACCUGUCACAUGUAUAUUUUUUUCAUCCUCAGCUUGUCAGACAGCUGUAAUGAGUGAGCUUGAAGCUUAACUCUCUACUGUGAGCAUGUUGAAUGAUCUAACUAAGCUAUCAGUAUUAAAAUCAGUUCAUCAGCACAAGUAUUUGUUCAGUCUCCUGAGUAGUUGUAAAUAUGUAAUAACUGGCUUUUAAAUAACUGACAUAAGUUGAAAUUUUAAUAAAAUGUAUAGAUGACUGAAGGAGGGUGAGAUGGGUGGAGACUGAGUAGUUUCAUUAGGGUGUAAUCCUUCACAUUAAUGUUUCAAACUAAAAUAUUUAAACUGAGAUACAGAUGAGAUCAUGAUCACCGAGCCUACUCUGUCGAGUUCUCAAACUGUUUUUGUUUGCUCAUGUCAGCCCACUCAGCUGUUAAAAGAUGUAGUUCCCAUCAGUAAGGAUGAAUCAUGAGCAAAUAUAUAUUUUAUUUCUUAUAUCUGCAUCUGUGACCAAAGCUCUUGCACAAACCUACAUGUAUUAACUAGUAGUUUAAAGCUUAUGUAGUGUUAGACUUUAACUAGUUUAGAUUUUGGUUUUACAAACAAUUAAUGGCUAGUUCCCUACUACACUAUGUAAGACUUAGAGCUACACCAUCAACUCGCUACCAAAUACCUUUCCUCUGCUAAACAGUCGUCCAGUUUCUAUGGAUUUAUCAGAUGAUGAUUUUUCUGCAGGGGGUAACACGAUUGGUUAAAGGACUUCACCAACCAGUAUUAGCUUUUUCGGCUAUUUUGUGAACUGAUCAAGUUUUACUUCUUGUUUACUCAAAAGUUGUAGUACUCUACUAACAGCACUGCAGGUCUCUUUGUAUGUUAAUCACUGGUGUUAGCUGAAGUGGCAGGCGUGACCCUUAAGAGUGGAAUAAGGCUGACACUGAGUUUUCUUGCAUGUGCACUUCUAUGUUUGAGGUAUUUUAGCUUCCACACUGAACUGUACAAAUGAAACCCCCAAACUACGCAUACGUCAGACUGUCUUUCUCACUGUGUCUUGUCUCUCACGCUGCAGCCUAGCAAUGGUACACAGCUGCUACAGUACAAGUGCUGCAUCCUAUAUGCAGACACAGAUCAAAGGCCAGCGUUGCCAUUCUGGAGCCCACGGUCACUGUGCUGUAAGGUCCAGUCUGUGUUGUUUUUUCUUUAUUAUUAUUAUAAUAUACAAACUGUUCCCUCGCUGACAUCACUGUGACGAUGGUGUCCUGUUUAGGCUGAGGUGAACAAUAAGGAGGGAGGGAGGAGAUGUAGCUGGCUUGCUGAGUCCUGGCUUCCUGUUGCUGCAACAGCAUGCUCACAGAGAGGACAAGGGAUUUGUCUAAAUAAAUAGCACUUUAAUUGUGUAUUUGUUUUAUGCAGAGCAGCCCGCAAGUGUUGGGACAGUGACAUGUUUGUUUAGUGUUUUUCCCCCUGUCUUUAGUCCAGCAUAUUGGAUUUAAUCAAGCUGAGGAACAGAUAAGUGUGUGGUUGGAGUUGUUGACCUUUUAGUCGACUUCUCAGAACAAAAUUUACAAGUAGGGUCAACAGAUUCAGUCUUUUGCAACUAAUCCCUGCUGAAUUGAGUGAUUGCUUUCACUCUUAUGUUGAGGAUCACUGUUUGUCUGCUUUGAUCCAAAACAGAGGAAUUGCACUAUCCACACCCCCGCAGGGAUUUGACUACUCCAAAACCUACUGAGAAAUUUGAAUAGUUUUCAUAAUCUUUAUACCAUUUUGCCGAAUUAAAGAUCCAAAACAACUGAAAAUGUUCCACUGUCCAAAUUCUUGUGGACCGUACCGUGUGCACGUGUGUGUUAGCUGAAGAUGGCGAGACUUGGGUGAGUGUUACGAGGGGUGGGGGGGAGCUGGUGCUCCUAAAAUAUUUCACAGGUGUUGUAGGGUGUGUUGAUGAGAGUCGUUUUCUCCGCCUCGCUGAAGACUCGGUGCGUUUGUGUGCGUUUGUGUGUGGAUGUAUGUUAGCAUACGGACAGAGCCACACAGGGAGAGUUUCCCGUGGAGAGACGGGCAGAGUUGAAUGUGAGGGGUGACGACAGUGACUCCUAUGAACAACGCCUCUCUGCCCCAGUUCUCCCCCCGCCUCCCCACUUAUUCUCAGGCAGGCCCAUUGCAGGGAGAGUCCCAGGACCCUCUCAACCCAGUUUUCCCCAUGGGAAAUAUCUGACAUUAACCGUAGCACGUUUGCCAUAUAACCUGUAGAUUUAGGUGAGAAAAAAACCAACGUAUGAAUGAUGGAUUUAUGUAAUAGCCUGAUGAAAAGACAUUUUAUUCUUCAGUGGUGCAUACACUGUCUGGAACACACACAGAUUUGCACACACUAUCAACACUUCUUCUAACAAAUGCACUACCCCAGGUAUUCACACACCCUCCCUUCCCUCCCAAGCCAGGGAUGUAUAAACAUGGACCACAUUUAGCCAGCGCCACGUUUCUGUGCAACACCCAGCCCACACACACACAAAAAAGGGAAGGUAAAGCUGUGUGUGUGUAUAUUCUGUGUUCUUAAGCCAAACAAAAUACCACAUUUCAUUAGUAUGACACUAUUGGGCUGCACUAUGAGAGCCUUGUGUGUGGAGGCAAACCACAAACUCUGCUCUAGAUGAGAGAUGGUUGUCUCCUUAGCUGUCCCUUAAAAUAAUAGCAAUACCCCUGGAUGUAGGACGUAUAAACCAACCACCACCACCACGGUACGACUCAUGGUAUCAGAUCCUAGAGAAAAAGAGAGAAAAACAAAAAUAAAUAAGAGAUAUUUAAUUUUUUCAUGUUCCCAUAUAUAAAUAUAUAUAUAUUUUAGAAAGCUGGGUUAAGUGCUUUAUGCAAACAGAAGUAUGAAAGAAUUAUUAUUUUUCCUUAUUACUGCUCCCUAAUAUGCAAUGGAGUGUAGUGUAACAAUGGUUGCAAUCCUCUGUCACUUUAAUGCUGUAUGUGCACAUUGGUUGCUGGGUGGAUGUGGGUGCCGAGGCAACAGGACUUGACAGUGAUGGGAACUAAUGGUUGUCACUCUGCAGCACCGGGAUGUUCCCAGACUGCCCUAUUCGUUUUGGCCAAUCACAGAAAGCCCUUUAAAUCCGGGGCCACAGCCGCUGCCGCGGGGCUGACCAAACUAUCGUCAGAUGAAUAUCGCCGUUCUGUUCUUUUCUGCUUUUCCUCACCCGUUUCUUUUCUUUCUUUCUUCUGCUGUCAGGUAGAAUUCGGAGCGUGUAAAUGGCAUAAUCAUGUUCACAUUUCACUGUCUGUUCUGUGUAUCUGCAUCACCAUUCAAAGACGGAAAAAAAAAAACAGUUGUUUUUCAGUAUAACCUGUUCAUUUUUAAGAGCCGUAUGAUGCGACACUUGUAGCUGUCACUCUUGGUGCUUGGCUUAUGCUUCAUUGUCUUAAUAUUCCAAAUAAAACUGUUAAGUGUAAUCCACACUGGCCCAUGAUAUAA